AGGCCUUGUUAGCGGGGAGCUCGCCGCAGAGACUGAGGGAACAGGGAGUCCCGAAGCGGGUUCUGGGGUCCUGUGGAAGAAACAGUUUGUUCGCGUCUGCUCUCUUUCGCCUCCAGAACCUCCCCGGGGUCUGCCGGGAGGGCGGGGAUGGGGAGCACCGAGAGCAGUCCCCGCAAGGUGUCUUUCGGGGUGGACGAGGAGGAGCGGGUGCGGGUGCUGCAGGGUAUCCGGCUCUCUGAAGAUGUAGUUAACCGCAUGAAAGACCCCUCUGCAUCAUCAAGGGUGCAGCGACCAUCUCCUGCAUCGUCCCCUACUGCUUCGACACCUACUUCACCAUCUGCUGCUUCGUCACUUCAUACUUCACCACCUCCUCCUUCAUUUUCUCAUUCUUCAUCUUUUGCAUUUGGCUCUUCAGAAGGCAAGUCAAAGCAUCCUAGGACAGAUCCUAAACCCCCCAAAGCUGAGAGCCAUAAUAGCAGGCAGCCCUCUGAAACAGAAGAGGAUCUGUACAGAAGAUAUGAACAGGAACAGGCCAUGAUCCAAGAAGAGCUUCUUCAGCUGGUGAAGAGAGAAAGGGAGGUGGCCAGGGAGCAUCCCAAGUCCUCCCUUCCAUGGGAGAAGAAUGGCAUGAACCAGGAGAAGCAGCGAUCAGCCCAGCUGGCCAAAGAACUGGAAGGUGUAGAGGCAGAGCUAAGACGCCGUGACAUUUUCUAUAAAGAACAAUUGGGUCGAAUUGAAAGAAAGAAUGCUGAAAUGUACAAACUGUCAUCACAACAAUUCCAUGAGGCAGCUACCCGGCUGGAGGACACAAUAAAACCUCGAAAGGCGGACCCCGUGUGCUCAGGCCUCCAGUCCGAGAUACUGCGCUGCUAUCGAGACAACCUUCGCGAGGUGCUUAAGUGCUCCGACUUGGUCAAGGCCUACCAGCACUGCGUGAGCACUGCCCAGAAGUAUAACAUGAAACAAGCUGCCAACCAUCCCUGAAGAAUCUUCAACAGACGGAGAUGGGGAAAAUUGUCAGGCUGUAUUAGACCAAAUGGUGGCUGAAGAACAACAACAUGCCUGGCAUGGAGAGAGCCCAGCAGCGACAGGCACACUCCAGCGAAGUUACCACCUGCAGGACCACAGAUCCCUGGUUCAUCACCCACAUUUCCAGCCAUUUACCAGUUUGUGACCAAGAAACAUCACUGUGCUUUGGGUUUAUCAUAGUUAAGAGUGACAUGUUAAGAAAAAGUGUAUGUUCACAGCUGCCCUGAGGAAAUAAAGCAGAUGUCUCUGUUUUCAGUCAGUCUCUACAAGUCCA
This is a messenger RNA of Sarcophilus harrisii (Tasmanian devil), 1303 nucleotides long. It is a transcript of the gene CHCHD6, whose product is annotated as coiled-coil-helix-coiled-coil-helix domain containing 6. The record is from RefSeq and is a predicted model, not a curated record. The transcript has 9 exons. Lineage: Eukaryota; Metazoa; Chordata; Mammalia; Dasyuromorphia; Dasyuridae. Bases 148 to 984 code for a protein of 278 amino acids. Gene Ontology annotation, biological process: DNA damage response; cristae formation. Gene Ontology annotation, cellular component: MICOS complex; mitochondrion.